Molecule: messenger RNA, 1288 nt
Organism: Solenopsis invicta (red fire ant)
Lineage: Eukaryota; Metazoa; Arthropoda; Insecta; Hymenoptera; Formicidae
Product: odorant receptor 49a-like
Exons: 9
Coding region: 37-1203 (388 amino acids)
Biological process (GO): sensory perception of smell; detection of chemical stimulus involved in sensory perception of smell
Cellular component (GO): plasma membrane
Molecular function (GO): olfactory receptor activity; odorant binding
Source: RefSeq, a predicted model, not a curated record
UCUUAUUCGUGUCUCGGUCAUUACAAAAGAAUAUACAUGUUUGACGAUCACCAUUAUAAAUUUAAUGAAACUCUUUUGAGGUCUCUUGGUUUAUGGCCUAUUGGAAGAACCAAGUGUGAGAGUUUUCGUGCAAUAUGCUUUUACAUGUUACUCAUUUCUCGCGUGAUUGCAGAGUUCGCGCAAUUUAUUAUAGCUGACAUUAGUAUAAAUAUCGCUAUCGGGAUUUUAUUGGAUUCUCUUUCGGCUUUUUUGUAUCUUGUAAUCUUUAACAUGUUUUUCUUCAAUCCUAAGGAACUCAAACAAAUGCUGGAAGAAAUUGUUAAUAAUCGGCAAAAGUUGACAGACUCACGAGAAAUUAAAAUACUAGAAUAUUACUCUCAUCAAGGAGAAAAAUUUAUAGUUGCUAUACUAUGGCUGCAAAUGUUCAUAUUAUUUACAUUCAUAAUAAUGGGACUGCUACCAGAUAUUUUCGAUUUUCUUCGACCAUUGAACGAAUCACGUACACAUUCUUUAUUUUUCAUGAAGGAAUAUCGAAUAAAUGUCGGAAUACAGUAUUACUUUUUUCUCUCAUAUUCUGUUAUUAGUAUUGCUAUUGGCACUUCUGCGGUAAUAUUCAUUAUUUCGACUUUACUAUCGAUUUGUUUACACUGCUGCGCAAUGUUCAAAAUUUGCUGUUAUCGAAUAAAACAGUUUGCGGAUAAUAAGAUAAUAGCAUGCUCCAACAAGAGAAAUGAAAUCAUCGAAAGAAUAAUUAGAACGGUAGAGCUCCACCGAAAAGCAAAGCAGCUUUCUAAAUUAAUUUUGACAAGUUUUACAAUUUCUUGUCUUAGCACGGUAUUGAUAGGUACGUGUGGCUUUGCUAUGAGUUUAUGCAGAUUGCUGAAUGCAUUAAGCAUGCGUGAUUCCGUUGAACUUGGGACAUCGAUAAGUUAUAUUAUAGGAUAUGAGUUUUGUCUUUCAUCCACAUCUUUUGUGGGACAAUUAAUGAUUAACCAUGCUGACGAAUUAUUUAACACACUAUACAUGUCGCUAUGGUACAAAGCACCUAUAACAAUACAAAAAUCGUUAUUAUUUAUAAUGCAAAUCUCCGCUAAAAACUUAGCGUUGAAGGUCGGCGGUAUAUUUGUUAUAACAAUGGAAACUUUUAACUCGAUUACGAGCACAUCAAUGUCCUUCAUGGCAGUAAUUUACUCCAUACAGUAGUUUCAGCUAAUGCAAAAAGAGUAGCUUCUCGUAGUAAUAAACACAUAUAAAAAGAUUUUCCAUAGCAGAAUAAAAUAAAAAAAUA